CGAAAAAGAAAUAAAGCAGGUCGUCUUCUCGAUCGCUCGGUUCGCCAUCUCGAAGCGCAGCAGCGGGCGGAGGAGAGAAGGAUGACGUUGUUCCACUUCUUGAACUGUGCCCUUCUCACCUUCGGCCCUCACGCCGUCUACUACACCGCUACUCCUCUAUCUGAGUAUGAUACAAUUGGAACUUGUGUCAAAGCUGCUAUAGUUUAUCUAGGAACUGCUUUAGUAAAGCUUAUAUGCCUGGCAACAUUUCUUGAAGUAUCUGACAGUGACAGCUUCAAUCCCUAUCAGGAAUUACUCAAGGCACUAAUUGGGUUUAUAGACGUAGCUGGACUUUAUUUUGCAUUGACACAGCUGACUCACAGAAACAUUUCUCAAAAUCAUAAGUUCCAGGCUGUUGGUCUUGGUUGGGCUUUUGCAGAUUCCGUUUUGCACCGAUUGGUACCUCUCUGGGUGGGAGCUAGAGGAUUAGAGUUCACAUGGGAGUAUAUAUUUCAAGGCAUUGAAGCAAAUGCAGAUCUGGUACUAAAUCUCUCUCUCGCAGCAAUUGGGUCGUUGAUGUGGCUCAGGAGGAACAAGCCCAAAACCUUGAUACCAAUCAUUUAUGCGUGUGCUGGUAUUCUUGCAACAAUGCCAUCUAUCACAAGCUAUCUAAGAAGGGCUCUAGGGUGGCAACCUCCAAAGCUAGUGGCUUUUGAAUUGAGUUCUUCAUUGGUGAUGGCCAUCAUCAGCUGGCAGCUUUUUUCUGCUUGCCAUAGACCAGUAUAAUUAUUUGCUGCACGCUCACCUGCCAAAUGUUUUGCUCGAGCGACUUGGCAAACAAGGGGUAGCGCUUACGGUAGCGAGUUUUAUUUCUGACUCUUUGUUUCUGCAUCUUAAAAAUACUACUAGUUGUCAUUCUAUUUCCGACGCAUUGUUACUGCAUCUUGAAAGUACCACUAGUUGUCAUUUCUUUAGCCUGGUCAUUCCAGUUAUAAAUCUCGCUUGCACAGAGUUUAGACUGAUUCGGAAUUGAAUUGAAUUUUGUAUGGUUCUGUUGGAUAAGUUGUAUCUAUAUUCCAUGUUACAAUUGAGGAGAUAACAUUAUUUA
This is a messenger RNA of Zingiber officinale, 1087 nucleotides long. Its product is annotated as transmembrane protein 147-like. Bases 82 to 765 code for a protein of 227 amino acids. The record is from RefSeq and is a predicted model, not a curated record. The transcript is spliced from 7 exons. Lineage: Eukaryota; Viridiplantae; Streptophyta; Magnoliopsida; Zingiberales; Zingiberaceae.